UCUCUCUACUGUAUUCGUGCCUUUGUGCACCAUACGACGCGACCCUGAUGGCCUCCUAACAUUUACACCUUUAAUACACACACACACACACUCUUCUGUCCGGAGAAACGAUGGGUUUCGCGGGUCUCGCCGUGGAGGUGCUCAGCGGUGCUUCCUGCCGAGCCAGGCCGAGGUUAGGCACCCUGUUUUCGGCCCCGAUUAUCACAACAGUGCCGCUGAGGUUCCGAUCCACGUCCUCCAUGCAGGGUUACUCGGAGAUGGCGAGGGAAAGAUCCAAGACCGUCACCUCGUUCUACAACCAGUCCGCCAUUGACGUGUCCGCGGAGAAGGCCUCGAUUCGGCUGACUCUCGCCACCCUGCUGUAUUCUGGGAAAUCUCCUGAUGGACACCACGUUCUGAGCAGUGCCAAGUAUCUUCAUAAGGAGCUUCCUGUAAGAAUCGCCCAUCGCAUAAAGGGCUUCCGCAGUCUGCCCUUCAUCAUCGGCUGCAACCCCACCAUCCUGCAAGUGCAUGAACUUUACAUCAGAGCGUACCACAUGCUCAUUGACUUUCCCACGAUCGGGGACCAGGAGGUGGAGGCUCGGUUCUGUAAGCUGGUGCAGGCGCUGCUGGACGACCACAAAGACGUGGUGACCAUGCUGGCUGAGGGCUUCAGGGAGUGCCGGCGCCACGUCCAGGAUGAGAUGAUCCUGCGUAACUUCCUGGACACGACGCUCUGCUCCCGGCUGGGGAUCCGCAUGCUGGCCACGCACCACCUCGCUCUGCACGAAGAAAACACUGAUUUCGUGGGGAUGAUCUGCAGACGCCUCUCUCCUAAAAAGAUCGUGGAGAAGUGGGUCGACUUCGCCAGGCGUCUGUGUGAGCAUCAGUACGGGAACUCUCCUCGCGUUCGGAUCAACGGACACGUCGCCGCUCGAUUCCCCUUCAUCCCUCUGCCUCUGGACUACAUCCUGCCAGAGCUGCUGAAGAACGCUAUGAGGGCCACGAUGGAGAGCCACCUGGACACACCGUACAACGUUCCUGACGUGGUCGUCACCAUCGCCAACAACGACAUCGACUUCGUCAUCAGGAUCUCAGACCGUGGGGGGGGGAUCCCUCACAGCAUCAUAGACAAGGUGAUGGAUUACCACUUCAGCACGGCAGAGGAGAGCGCUCAGGAGCUCAGCAACAACAACCUGUUCAACAACAUCACUAACAGUGGGAACCAGAGCAGCCCCAUGCACGGUUUUGGCUUCGGCCUCCCGACCUCCCGAGCGUACGCAGAGUAUCUGGGCGGCUCUCUCUCCCUCCAGUCCAUGCAGGGCAUCGGCACCGACGUGUACCUGCGCCUGCGCCACAUCGACGGGAAGGGCGAGAGCUACAGGGUCUAGAAACCCUCAGAGGAUCCUCCAUCUCUCUCUGGCCUUAGACUGAUUAUAAGCUAUGUUAGCUCUCUCGUGUUGUCUCUGUGAAGUGUUGAAUGUUAGGGGAGGAAUACACUGAGCAUGUAGAAGAAGGAAGGAAGAGCUUCAGUUUUACAGAAGUUCACUGAACGCCUCACACACUCAGCUACACACACACGGUUUAUUAAAACAUCCUACCGUUCAUUAUCAGCAUUACAAUCGUCCAUCUCCCCCGACAGCAGCUCAUAAACCUCAAACUGUAUUCUCUGAUUUAAGCUCAGAAAUAAAAACUCCUGAAGCUCAAUACUUUUACUGAAGUAUCUUUAAGGGUCUCUACCUGAGUAUUUCUACUGAAUGCUACGUUAUACUCCAGGGAAAUCCUUUAACAUAAAGCAUCGCUAAAGUGUAAACCAGUGGAGUAACUAUUAGAGGUAGAAAUACUACAAAAAAACGGAAUAAUUACCAAUAUUUUCUGCAGAAUCAGUACAUUUACUUCAGUGCGAUUUAAAAUCCAGUUAUCGUAUUUGUAGUGGAGUAUUCUGACAUUAAUGUACGAGUACUUUUACUGAAGUAUCACUAAGAGUCUAUUCUACCUGAUUAUUUCUACCUAAUGCUACGUUAUACUCCAGAGAAAUCAUUUAAAAUAAAGCAUCGCUAAAGAUUAAACCAGUGGAGUAACUCUUAGAGGUCAAAAUACUACAAAAUACUACAAAAAACAGGAAUAAUUACCCAAUAUCGUGAUAUAUUUAAUAAUACAUCACAUAUUACUUCAGUGUGAUUCAAAAUCCAGUUAUUGUACUUGUCGUGGAGUAUUCUCACAUUAAUGUAGGAAUACUUUUAGUUCAGUAAUCUGAAUACUUUCCUUGUUUUGCAGUAUUUUUUGCAGUUUUCCAGCUCUUUGCCUUCUCGUUGCCUUUUAGGUCUCACUCAGCUUCACUCGUUAAUAAUAUAUUUCUUUUUGCACAUUGAGUAUAUUUCAGCCCUUGCACGGAUCAUUCGAACACCUUCAGAGUAACAGUCUACCACCGAAGUAUUGUCUAAUAUCCUUUUUAUUAUUUAGAAAGUGUGUUUAUGUUAAGUUUGCUGUUUUCUUUGUUUGUAUAAAGUCACAUUUCAAUGCGCUGUAACUGUAAGGUCCAUUGUUUUCAGAUCACAACCGGAUUACGUCGUUUUUUUUGUGUGAUUUUGCCCCUUUUUUCUGCCUUUUCAGACAUGUUCUGCGUUAAUACCUGUGGACCACUGCCUCCUUCUGUAGUCAUUUGCAGUUUUUUUUAUUUGUUUUUGGAGUUUCUUGUCACCAUUUAUCGUACAAAUUGUGAAAACGUGUUAUUAUAGAUUAAAAAAAAGCUGUGAAAGUUGAUUUAAAACACAUCUUGACUCCAAACAUCUUAAAAAAGACCCUUAAAGUUUUUUAUUUUGAAGCAUUUUGCAUCACUAAUUUCAGCAAAUUAACGACUUUUUGGUGUUUUUUUCCCCUCGUUACGUCGCCUAAAACAUCUCCUUCUUCAUCCAACUUGGUUAAAGUAGACGUAUCGCUGAUGGCCACAAACACACCAUUUAUUUCAAACUUUAAAAAAAAGUCUAACCGCUGUUAAGAUUGUCCAAAAAAACAUAAAAUAUGCACCCGGAAAUUAUUUGCAAAGCCUGUCCUUUCCUGAGUUUCCCAAGCACUCCAUGUUUUGUUGAACAUUCCCCACCAGCCGUUAAGCAUCGAUCCUCACAAGUUAUUAUAUUUUAGAAAACAUUGAGUUAACAGGAGGGAAAAUGUAUGAAUUGUGUAAAUCAGACGUGUUUUUUACAACUUUAAGAGAGUUUAAGUAGUGAUAUUUGAUUAUAUGAUACUCCAUUUUUAUUUCUAAAGCUGUAUCUUUAAAGCUUCUCAUACAUUGUGUAAUUUACGUUGGGUUUUUUGUGUCUUUAAAAAACGAAAAAUAAUAUAAAAAUCUGAUUUUCUUAACAAUGAAAUAACUGGUUAACUUCAGAUUUGCUCACACAUGUGAACCAAUGAUUUUCAUGUUAAAAUACAGUGCAGGGCUCAUUUAUUUUGACGUCACAUUGAUCUAAAGCGUCCGUACCUGCAGAGUUUAUGAAUUUGUGUUUAUUGAUGAAGGUUUUUGAAGACGUAGUGUAUUAAAGUAUGUAGUUUGUGCAUGUGAAGCAAAGAUAAUAAAGAUUAAUUGAUCGUGCCCCUUCUUUAUGUGGGGUUGUAGCAUGAACUGAGUGCAGUCUGCCCCCUGCUGGCCUGAAAGUACAGUGCAGGCAGACAGAAAUAUAUUAUCUAGGAGGGGGGGGGGGGGGGGGAUAUGAAGUGCAUCUUUUAGGGGGGUUUUCACGGGAUGUACGAUGUGUAAUUUCUAUUUUCCAGUGUCUGAUUUUGUAAUUUUUUCAGGUAGAAAUGAGAACAGAAAUGAUUUCGAUGGUUUGUCUCGUCGACUGAAACCAGUUUGUUUUCUGUAGACAUUAAACUUUACUUGGUUUGAACUUUAA
Trematomus bernacchii (emerald rockcod) is the source of this 3869-nucleotide messenger RNA. It is a transcript of the gene bckdk, whose product is annotated as branched chain ketoacid dehydrogenase kinase. Bases 111 to 1370 code for a protein of 419 amino acids. Gene Ontology annotation, cellular component: mitochondrion. The record is from RefSeq and is a predicted model, not a curated record. The transcript has 11 exons. Lineage: Eukaryota; Metazoa; Chordata; Actinopteri; Perciformes; Nototheniidae. Gene Ontology annotation, biological process: regulation of glucose metabolic process; protein phosphorylation. Gene Ontology annotation, molecular function: pyruvate dehydrogenase (acetyl-transferring) kinase activity.